AUGAAGUCGGAAACGAGAGACUGGAUAUAUCUUGAUCCUAUAAAAAUAAGACGUAAUACAUUAUUCGAGAAUACUGAUUAUGGUUUUCAUGAUAAUUGCCUUUUCGCAUCGUCUCCUUAUGGAGGCUGUAUAGCAUAUGCAUUUCCAAAUACUUCAUUUUGGAUUAUAACGAUAAAAACAAAUGCAGGAAAGCUGCUUUCAACUUUCAAAGCUCACAAUGUUCAUUCAAUAUAUUGGACUCGUUGUCACAGACUCGUAAUAGUCAAUGUUCGUGGACGUGUUCAUGUUUAUACCCCUCUUGGCAAGCUUAAAUAUCAAUUCGUUAUGGAUGAGGAAAUAACGGUUGUUGAAACACGCAUAUACUAUGGAGGAGUAGGUAAUACUGGUAUAGCAGUACUAUCCGAAAAUAAUCGAAUUUAUGCUGUCAACUCAGUUAUGGAAGCCGUACCAUGGCGCGUUCCUGACAUUGCAAAAUCUAAUCUUCUUUCUACCUGGAAUGUUCUGACCUUUGUUAAUGUAACUAUUCUUUCUGUUAUUGGUACUGCAUUUUAUGCGAGUAUGCAAGGCUUAGCACCACAGCUUUUAGAACUACCAUGGAAAAUUGAUUCUGGAGAAUAUAUAAACAUUAUUCCAAAUUGGGAUAGUACUAGAAUCGCGUUACUUCAUUCUAGUUUUAUCGUUCAAAUUAUUGAUUCUGAUUUUUCUCUUCUUUUUACUUUAUCGCUUUCUGCUGUCGAUAAUGUUCGUGCGAUAUCAAAUAUUGUGUGGUGUGGUAAUGAAGUACUUUCUAUGAAACAUUCUCGUCAUUCUGUUUUUUUGAUUUCGGUAUGCUCAAAAAGCCAUGUAUAUGAUUUUGAAACUUGCGUAGAAAUCGACAUGGAGCUUGAUGGUAUCAAAGUAUUCACUUCUAAUCAACUCAUUCUUUUAUCCCAAGUUCCAGAUGCAGUUGACUGUGUGUUAAGUGUUGCAUCAGUGCAACCCGGUGCAAUUUUAUACGAUGCUUCAGAAAAGCUCGUUGAAGGGACUUACGGUGUAUAUGAAUAUAUUCAGAUGAUCGAAAGUCAAAUGGAAGAUGCUAUACAACAAUGUCUUUUGGCAGCAGCGCACCAGUUUGACUCAGUAUUACAGAAGAAAAUGCUAAGGGCAGCAUCACUUGGAAAAUCACUCGUAAAGAGACAAGAUGCUUCUCAGUUUGUUGAUUUGUGCCGUUUAACGAGGGUUUUGAAUUUCUUGCGAAAGCCUUAUAUUGGAUUUGGAUUAUCAUUUGCACAGUCAGAAGAACUGAAAAUAGGUUCACUGAUUGAUCGUCUUAUAGAUUUGGGACAGUGGGCUGCUGCAAUAUCUAUAAGUCGAUACAUGAAAGUGCCUUCAAAAGAUGGGGUUCACCGGAUUUUAGCUUACUGGGCACUGAAAACAAUCGAAAUCGCAAAAGUAGCGAAAGAAUCAGGAAAGGCACCGAAUUUCAAGUCUCUUUCAGAAGUAAUCGUCAGCAAAUUUAUUGGUUAUCCUGAAGUGAGCUUUGCAGAUGUGGCAAUGAAAGCUGCUGAUGCUAAUUUAAAUGAGUUAGCUGAACUUUUACUAGAUAGAGAAACAUGUCUUAGUAGACAGGUCGAAGUACUUAUGAAGCUCAAUAAAGUUGACCGUGCUUUAGCAAAAGCUGCUAAGAGUCAGCAACCAGAUCUUUUGCACUAUGUCUUGACUUAUUUGAAAAGAACGGAGAAAAAGGAAAUCAUUGAUCAUCUUGUAUUGAAAUUACCGCAGGCUCUUUGUCUUUAUCAAGAUUAUUUGAAAGAUGAAGCACCACGUCAUCUUUUAGCAUUAUAUGUGCAGAAAGAUGACUUUGCUCGUCAGUCUCUCUAUUAUUUAAAAGAAUCUGAGUUAACGCCGUGGAAUCCAUUUGAUAACAAAGAUAAAAUAGAAGAGUUAUUGAAAGCAGAAACAAGUUUGAAUAAACUGAAGGAACACACAACAGCUCAGUUAGUUGCAGAAACUGGUGAGUUAUUUCGUAUAUGUGAGGCGUUGGAUGGGAAGCCUGAUUUUAUUGAUGUAGAUAGAACAAGUGUUAGGUCGGUUUAUAUCUGGGCUGUAGGACACCAUGAAGACAUUUUGGUUGAACAACUCAAAAAAAAAUUCAAAUUGACUGAAAAAGUUGGAGAGAGUUACUGCAUUCUAUUAGGAUUUUUCAUCAUAUUAAGAAGAGAUUUUUCUAGGUCAUACUUAUGGAAAGUUGAAGGCUUUGCUCGAAAUAAUUUAUGGCAUCAUCUUGAAAAUUUAUUCAAAACCAAAAAAAUCUUAACUAACUGCAUGGCAAGUCCAACUUUUUAUUAUCUUUUUUACUUCCACAGAUUUACAUUUCCACUUUUUCUUACAACUUCCAGUAUUUUAACUGUUUAUUUUCAGCCAUUUAUUGAAGCUUGUGCGCGUUAUGGAAAUGAAUCAUUAUGUAGAUCCUUCAUUGAGAAACUUACAAAUCCAGUCGAUGUAGUCGAAAGCUUACUCUUAUUAAAGAAACCCGUUGAAGCUGCUAAUUAUGCUGCUGAUAAAAAGCUGUUCGUUAUGCUAGAAAAAAUCAACGUUCGUUACCGGGCAGAUAAAGAAAUUUCACCCCUUAUUUCCCAGAUCGUGAAUGAUACGAAAAAAAUUUAG
Messenger RNA from Thelazia callipaeda (thelaziosis nematode), 2646 nucleotides. The record is from the annotation of a GenBank genome assembly. NCBI's taxonomy places the organism in Eukaryota, Metazoa, Nematoda, Chromadorea, Rhabditida, Thelaziidae.